Molecule: messenger RNA, 7140 nt
Organism: Anopheles coustani
Lineage: Eukaryota; Metazoa; Arthropoda; Insecta; Diptera; Culicidae
Gene: asp
Product: protein abnormal spindle
Exons: 6
Coding region: 121-6843 (2240 amino acids)
Biological process (GO): mitotic cell cycle; spindle organization; establishment of meiotic spindle localization
Cellular component (GO): spindle pole
Molecular function (GO): protein binding
Source: RefSeq, a predicted model, not a curated record
UUAACGCAGUGAAAUCACUAUCGUUUUACUCGUGUUGCCGUACCUAUUGCUUGGUUUUCAUUGUUUCUACAGAAUCAGCGGUUUGCUUGCCUUUGUGUGUUGAGCAAGCUAUGAAGGAAGAUGAGCGCGUUUGAGGUUACUUGUACACCGCCACGGCCUGUACCGAAGAAGACGAACGAAGCUCGCGAACCGACGCUUGUAAUCCUCGGACCCUUUACCCCCAAAGCUAUUGUUGUGUUUGACGGCGUACCCAUCGGGAAAACCGCCCGUCGUUUGCUUAUCGUUAGGAAUACAAAUAAGGCGGCGGUACAGGUAACCCUUGCGAAAGUUCCUCACCCGGAGUGUGGCAUCAGUUUUGAGUGGACGUCGGCGGAGGUGGAUGCGGGCACUGAAAGGUCGCUCGAAGUUGUAUGGAGCCCGCUGUUGCUGAUACAGGGCAAAGAAGUGUUAAUAAUAUCCGACAGCUUGGGUAACAAAAAGGACGUGCAAUUUAUUUUGAAAGCAAUCGAGCUGAAACCGACCAGCCGCAAAACAGUCACUAAACCGUUUGCCGUUCCCAAGAAGCUGAAACUAAAAUCACCGUCCCCACCGAAGGUUAAACUUAGUCGCAACGUUCUGCCGAAGAGAACCAAGGGUUCACCCUUGCAGCGAUCGUUGCCAGCGGGAUCACCGACGGCAAAUUCCAGAAUGGGUUCGAUAACUUCAAAAGUGUCGAACGCUGUACUUGGUGCGGGCGGCGAAGAGGACCGCCUUGAGCAGAGCGACCUAUUGGACGAGUUUUGUUUGAGUCCUGCUGAGCGUAAGAGAAUUGACAAGGAAAACAUAAAUCCAACCAGCCCCCUUUCUGGCACCGGUCAGCAAGGGGCAAGGCAGCUUCUGACGCCCAAACUAAACAGUGACAACUAUAUUUCGCAUAUCAUUAAUCAACCGACACCAGAAUGCUAUCUGAAGAUUAAGGCACGCACCAAUUCGGUCGUUUCGGAACGAAAGGAUUUAGAUGUUUCGCCGAAACUGCAUGGUAUGAAAAGUGUGCAUCAAGCAGAGGCCACAUAUCCAACGAUUAAAAUUACAGACCCGUACCUUCAGGAAAGAAUACCGUUGGCGUCAAAUGUGUUGUCGAGCAAGACUAAAAAUCAGCAGCACGAUUUAACAACCACACCACUGGAGCGUACAAAAUUUGAUCCUGGUUGCGUUUCCACCAUCACCAAGGCAACACCUUUUGAGCAGACGUAUCUGAAACCGUACACUGGCAGCCCAAUAGCAACGAUGGAGACGGAUCUGCGAGAAGAGGAUAAUUUACAACGUCAUUUGUCCUUUUCUCCAGAAAAUGUGCCACUUUCCGAACCUGAUAUCGGCAUUUCGAAGGAUACUGGUGGCGGUGACAUCCAUCGCGUACCUCCGAAAACAGGGCUAACGGAGGUGGAUGAUGGACGAAAGCUAGAGCUAAGCGGUGUUUCAGAUGGUAUUCCCAGCAGCGAAGAGGCCGUUCGUCGCGCUGAAGAUAAUGGAACAAUCAACGACAAAACCCAUCCCCUGGUACACGACACAAGUUCACAGCUAUCGAUAAUCGCCGAAGAGACGAAUCAGCCAGAGCUGGGUGUCACGUUCAAUCGUCGGCAGGCGCACCACAAUGGAUCCUCAUCGGAUGUGGCGGAGCUGGGACUCACGAUGGUGCAUCACCAAAAGACAUUCACCGUUGCGAGUGAGGAAAAUUUGCGAUCCUCAUCGGUGGAGAACAUUGUCCGGAAUGUGACGGUCACCAUAAAGGACAGCAUAUCGCUCUGUUCGAUGCCGAAUCUGCACGAAAACAGUGGCAGCAGUACGCUGGACGGUGAAGACGAAGAGGUGGGACGAAUCUUCAAGGAGCACGAGAUACGGGCUCAAUCGAGUCGGUUCAAUCUGCACGAGGUCGGGCGGUACAGUGAUGAAGUAGUACCGCGAGUGGGGACAGUAGAUGGUGGCGGUUUAAGACCGUCGGCUGGUAUGAGUUGUAAGCGCAGUCUCGACACCGUUCGCAGUGGCCCCCGAAGCUUAGACCCGGUCACACAAAGCGUCCCAUUUGAAAGCAAAAUUUCUCCCCCGAAACGUCGGUGUCGCAACGAGUCUGCUAGCCCCCGGUCAAAUGCUUCCAUUCGGAAUAAGAAGGAUGAUUCAUCGACUGUACGUUCCGCUAGAAAACCGUUUGGAUAUAAACCUUCAACGCAUAGUCGUAGCGUAACGCAGUCGGUUAAUCGUACGCUAACGCUGAAACGUCCUGCCCUACCCUCCACACUACCGGCGAAAGGAGAAGAAAAACGUAUAUUUUUGUACGAUUCCGACCGCCACCUGAAAACACUCAUCAAUCCCGAUCCAUUCGCCGCCACAACCACUACCAAUCCGUUCAUGUGCGCCUCGAUAUACCUGGAUGAGCGUGCCUUCGAGCGAUAUGAACGGCAGAUGAAAAAAUGGCUGAACGCACUCGUCACUAUACCGGCCGAUUUGGACACGGAAUCGAACAAACCGCUGGACGUGGGAAAACUGUUCGACGAGGUCAAGUGCAAGGAGCUAACGCUCGCGCCGACGAAGGAACUGAUCUCGUCGCACUACUACAAGAACCGGCUGAACAGCUUACGGAGCGCCGGAAUCUCUCUGUACAUGAGCGAAGAGUUGGCCUUGCCGCUGCGUAAGGUGGCGGCCCAGAUCGAAAAGCAACAGCUUGCGUUACGCACCGAUCGGUGUCUGCAUCUGGACUUGGUGCUACAGCGUACUGCGCUUGAACUGUUGCUAUGCUUCAACCCACUGUGGUUGCGCCUCGGGCUGGAGGUUGUGUUCGGUGAGCAGAUCGAGCUACAAUCGCACCGUGACAUUGUGGGGCUGAGUUCGUUCAUCAUCAACCGGCUGUUCCGCGAUCGGUACCUGGAGGCGCGCAACUCGAAAGCGUACAAUCUGUCCACGGCGUACGCGGAGCACAUGCGCAAGUUUACCCUGCGGAUGGUACUGUUCAUGCUGCUGUUCCUCGAUACUGCCAAGCGCCGGAAGCUGAUCAAGCACAAUCCGUGCCUGUUCGCGCGCAACGCACCGCACAAGGAAACCAGGGAGAUCCUGAUACGCUUUGCCUCGGAGCUGGUGUCCGGCAUUGGGGAUAUUACGAAGCACCUGAAGCGUGUCGGCUACACGCUCUCGCACAAGCAGUCGUUUCUGGAUGAGUUUAACUACGCCUUUGAAAAUCUCGCAGUGGAUCUGCGCGACGGCGUUCGGCUGACGCGCGUCAUGGAGAUCAUUUUGCUACGCGAAGAUUUGUCCGGCAGCUUGCGAGUGCCUCCCAUAUCGCGCCUGCAGAAACUGCACAACAUUAACCUAGCGCUCGGAGCGCUGGAGCAGGCCGAGUAUCAGAUUGCGGGCAACAUUACGGCGAAGGACAUCUGCGAUGGUCACCGGGAGCAAACGAUGUCGCUGCUCUGGCAGAUCGUGUACAAAUUCCGUGCUCCAAAGUUCAACGCGGCCGCCUCCGUACUGCAGUGCUGGUGGCGCACCCACUGGCUGAAGGUGGUCAUCGCGCGGCGCAUCGAGGAAAAGCGGCGUCUGGUGCGGGAGAGGGCGGCACGCACGAUACAGGCCGCCGUUCGGGGCUACUGCGUGCGCAUCUGGUACGUGGCCAUGCGCGAUCAGAAGCUACGGGCCGUCGUCAUUUUGCAGCGGUACACGAGGCGCUAUCUGGCGCAAAAGUUGGCCGCACGGCGCUUCAGCGCAAUCGUUCGCAUUCAGCAGUGGUGGCGUUCCGUCCGGGAGAUGCGUUUCGCGCGCGAAAACUUCCUUACAAUGCGCAGUGCGGCCACCGUGCUGCAGAUGUCCUACCGGAGGUACGCGCUGGCCAGCAAGCUGCAGGCGGCAUCUGUUGUGAUCGGGGAAAUUCGAGCCGAAGCAGUGCAUCGUCAUCGGCAGGCCAUUGUCAUCCAGCGCAGUAUAAAAUCGUACGUCAUACAUCGCCGCCUGCAGUCGAUCGUGCACGGUAUGGUCGCUUUCAUACGCCGCAAGUCGUUGCAGGCUCGGUCCGCGACGAAAAUCCAGUCCUACCAGCGCAUGCGGGUGGCACGUGGUGCGUUUUUGCGGCUACGCGAGGCCACCGUACGCAUUCAGCGUCGUUGGCGAGAAUGUUUGGAAGCGAGACGUGCACGAGCCCACUUCGUGCGCAUGCAAAACAGCGCCAUACUGGUGCAGCGAUAUUUCCGGGGCUACCUACGAAUGCGUCAGGAUCGAGAGCGGUUCCAAAAGACGCGCAAUUUGAUGGUACAGCUCCAGCGCCGUCGACGGGCGACGAUUGCAAUGCGUACCGAACGGAACGCCUUCGAGAGGCUUCGUAAAGCGGCCGUUUGCAUACAGCUGCGGUACCGUGCCCGGAAACUGAUGCAGAUCGAAAGCCGGAGGUACGAGACGCUGCGUCACGCUGCAUUCACCAUCCAACGGCGUCACAGGGCCAACAAGGCGAUGGUAGAGCAGCGCACCCAAUAUGACACCCUGCGGGUUGCCACUCUUUGCAUUCAGAGGCGAUUCCGAGCGCAACUGAGUAUGCGUGCAGCCCGUGAGUCGUAUGUCGGUCUGCGUCGGGCGGCGAUUACCAUACAGGUGCGCUACCGGGCAACGAUGCUGAUGCGUGUCGAGAGAAAUGGCUUCAUUUUACUUCGCCGCUGCACGGUGGCGAUCCAGUGCCGAUUCCGUGCCAUCGUGGUGGGUCGAUUAGAAAGGCUGAAGUAUGGUAAACUGCGAGCGGCGGCCAUCCACAUCCAGCGUAAAUGGCGUGCCACGUUGGAAAUGAGAGCGGUGCGGAAGGGCUAUCUACGGGAGCGUGCGGCGGCCACUACGCUUCAACGUGCGUGGAGUGCGGUUCGAUUGAAACGCAAAAUGCGUGGAGAUUACCUGCGCUAUCGUCAUGCCGCAACCGUGUUGCAACGGCGCUACCGUGCCCUGAUACAGGGGCGCGGGGUUCGUAAAGAAUUGACCCGUCGGCGCAAUGCUGCCACGGUCAUCCAGAGGAAACUGCGAGCCACACUGCAGAUGCGGGUCGAGCGGCAGAAAUUCCUUCAACUUUGCCAAACGGUGCUGACUGUGCAGCGUAGGCUUCGUGCGAAUCGCGCCACCAAGGUGCAGCGGACACACUAUGAUGCCCUAAAACGUAGUGUAGAGGUCCUCUCGGACCGGUGGCAAGCUAUGCUAGCUAUGCGACGAACACGGGACGACUACAUACGAUUGAAAAGGGCGGCAAUUGUAAUGCAGCGGCGUUUCAGGGCACAAAGAGCUAUGAAACAGGAGAGACAAACGUACGCGUGCACCCGGGCUGCCGUUUUGUUAAUCCAGCGCAAGUAUCGAGCGCACCGAGAAAUGGAAAAAUGUCGCGGGCAGUUCCUGAACCUCAAGAGUGCCUCAAUUGUAGUGCAGGAGUUUUACCGUGGCUACCGACAGAUGAAGAAAGAGCGAGCAACAUUCGAGCGGUUGCGUGAGGCAACGAUCGCGGUUCAGAGGCGAUUCCGUGGAAAACUCCUCAUGAAACGGCAGAUGGCGGAGUAUGGCAGGAAAAAGGAUGCAGCAGUUACUAUCCAACGCUGGUUCCGUGGCCACCGUGCGAUGGUCCUGGAACGGAAGCGGUUGAUCGCACUCCGACAGGCAGCAAUAGUAUUUCAACGGCGCUAUCGUACCCGUGCUGCAAUGUUGCAGGAGAAGAGACAAUUUGUACUGGUCCGGGGAGCGACGGUCACGAUUCAGCUGCGCUGGAAGGCAAUAAUCGUCAUGCGCAGGCAGCGUGCGGUGUACCGGCUUACGAUCAACGCCAUCCGGACAAUUCAAACACACUACCGGGCGUACAAGCAACGUCUAGUCGAUGAAGCAAACUAUCGACUGUAUCGAUCCGCCGUCAUCGUUGUCCAGCGGAGAUAUCGGGCCAAGCUCGAGGCACGCACCGAACGAGCCCGUUUCGAGCAGAUUCGACGCACCGUACGGGGGUUGCAGCGACGCGGCCGUGGUUUGCUUGCCCGCCGUGCCUUCCGUGCGAUGCUAACGCCGGAAUACAUUCUGCGUCGGCAGCGCGAAAAGGCUGCUCUGCGUAUACAGGCCUGGUGGCGUGGAACCCAUCACCGGAGGCGGUUCCAGACGGCCACGAUGCGCAAGAUCGCCAGCCAGAUGGUGGUGAGUCGUCGCGAAGGCCAGCGUGAUCCGUCCAUUCGGCUGAGUAACGUGGCACGCCUGUGCAUGCGCUUCCUGAACACGCGCUUCAGCUCGACGGAGGCGAUCGGCAUUCUGCAGCGGCUAGAACGAAUGUCCCGCCUGGUGCCGCACUUGCUCAUGGACGAUGCCGUCUUUUUGGCGGUGUUUUGCUACAACACGAUGGCACAGGCGAUCCGGUCCGAGCUGGAUAAGAUACUGAUUGAGAUCUGUGCCCGGAUCAUACUCAAUUUGGCGCGCUUCAAAGGCACUAAGGAGCAAGCUUUUCAGGAAAACGGUCUCGUGACAGUCUCGCAGAUGUUGCUCCGCUGGUGUGACAAAGAUUGUGGCAUAUUCAGCACCCUCUGCACGUUGCUCUGGGUGUUGGCGCACGAUGUUCAAAAGAAAAAUGCAAUUCGUCGGUAUAUGAUUUCAAAGGACGCCAUAUAUAUGCUGCGUGAAACGAAAAAGCUGGUCCAGCGAAAGGAAAAGAUGCGUAAGAACGUGCAGCGGCCGGUCGGCUGUCUGGUGGCCCCGAACCCGCAGCUGAUGCGAACCGUUCCCGCGCUGGAGGCCGAUUUCGGUGUCAAUCGGAGCAAACCGUACGUCUUCUAUUCGUCGGUGUUUGGGUUCGAGCGGGUGUUGCACAUGUUGGACGUGAAUCUUUCGUGAUUGCCAUAUGUAUGAUCUUUUCUAUUUAACUCCACGACCAUAUCCAACUGGCGAUGUUUAUGUUCGUUUGUUUGUUUGUUGGUUAAUCACAUGGUUGUUGUAACUAGGAAAAUUAACGUUUCGCUGACGUCGGAUAAAUGUUCCAUUUUUUAGGGCUUGUUUUUCGUAUCCUUAUUUUUUUAAUUUGAAUAUUGCAUAUAUUUAAGUUUUGAACCAUAUCAUGUUGGUGGACAGCAAGUAUGUUUUCACCUUUUUAUACAUACUCAAGUACAAUAAAUUAAACAAUGACUCAACAGA